CCGUAUUCGUUCCUUCUCCGAGACGGAACUCGCUCUCCGUUGGGAAUGUGCAUAAAGCUUUUGGUCAAAGGUCCUGUGACUAUCAAAAUCGAAUAGCACAACGCAAGCCGGAAACACAUCUCCGACCACAAACGCGUAUAUCAAGCUUACAGCAAACAUGUAUCCUGCUCUUUGCAUCAAUUCAAAUUAAUCAUGAAGUCCAUCUCGAAUAAGCUCGCAAUAGCUACGCCGUCUUUGGGACUGCACAAGUCGCACACGCUGGAUCGCAAGAUUAUUGCAGCGGCAGAACAAGGCUUCCAAGGCAUCGAGAUUGUGUUUGGCGAAAUUGAAACACACAGCCAAAACCAGCACAUUUCCAUCCAUGCUGCCGCCAAAGAAGUUCGCCAGAUGUGCGACGACCACAGGCUUCAGGUCGUUUCAUUAUGCCCAUUCGAGAACUUUGAAGGAAAUCGUUCCCCAAUCGAAGAGCGACUGAAGAAGGCGAGCCUCUGGGUGGACAUUGCUCGAACCUUAGGUGCUCUUUUUAUCCAAGUGCCUUCUCAAUUCGACCUCAGCGCCUCCAGAUCUGAGCAAAUCAUCGUCAGAGAGCUCCAGCAGCUUGCGGAUCUUGCCAGCAUUACCUCACCUGUCGUCAAAAUAGCCUAUGAGCCAAUGUCCUGGGGAAUCUGUUACCCGACCUGGGAAACUGCUCUACGACUCACCAACCUUGUUGACCGCCAGAAUUUUGGCAUUUGUCUUGACACUUUCCACAUCGGCACCAGGCUUUGGGGCAGUCCGCUGGUGUCAUCUGGCAAGUAUCUCAAUGCAGAUGCACACUUGGCAGAUUCUCUCCGUCGUUUCCUCGCCGAGUUUCCUCUCGAAAAGCUGUUUUUCGUACAGCUGUCUGACGCAGAACUUCUUGAUCCUCCGCUUUCGACAUCGCAUCCAUGGUACCUGGAGGGAGAAGCCGCAGAGUUCACUUGGUCGAAGCACGCAAGACCGUUCCCUCUGGAAGCCGACAAGGGAGGUUAUCUACCCAUCGUCGAAAUCUUGAAGGCAUGGGUUGUCGACAAGGGGUUCACGGGUUGGAUCUCAUUCGAGAGCUUCGACCGCCGCAUGACCGAGGAGUCCUAUGAUCCGAAGGUUGCCGCGGUAAGAGCUAGGAGGUCCUGGGAGAAGAUCCUACCCCUGGUCUUGCCAGUCAAAGCAACCCUGUGACGAUCAGAGGUGAGGUGAUGGACGAUUGCAUCCUGAUGUAGACAUGUGAGACAGACAUGAAAUCCUGUUUUCUCAAGCAUUGAUACCAAGCUCAAGUGUAUAUUAUGGAAUAUUCUUUAUUGACAUU
Molecule: messenger RNA, 1324 nt
Organism: Aureobasidium pullulans EXF-150
Lineage: Eukaryota; Fungi; Ascomycota; Dothideomycetes; Dothideales; Saccotheciaceae
Product: xylose isomerase-like protein
Exons: 1
Coding region: 193-1197 (334 amino acids)
Source: RefSeq, a predicted model, not a curated record